This is a messenger RNA of Suricata suricatta (meerkat), 6918 nucleotides long. RefSeq names its product EFR3 homolog B (gene EFR3B). Gene Ontology annotation, biological process: protein localization to plasma membrane. The transcript has 23 exons. The record is from RefSeq and is a predicted model, not a curated record. Gene Ontology annotation, cellular component: plasma membrane. Lineage: Eukaryota; Metazoa; Chordata; Mammalia; Carnivora; Herpestidae. Bases 39 to 2570 code for a protein of 843 amino acids.
CCUCCGCCGGCGGCCGCCAUCCGCCGCCCCGGCUGUGAAUGAAAGGCAGGCGCCGCCGGCUCUGGCUGCAGGCGAUUCGGCGACGCGGCCUCCCAGGAGGCGCUCGCCCCGCGGAGAUGUACGGUGUGUGCGGCUGCUGUGGCGCUCUGCGCCCCCGGUACAAGAGGCUGGUUGACAACAUCUUCCCUGAGGAUCCGGAGGAUGGCUUGGUGAAGACCAACAUGGAGAAGCUGACCUUCUACGCCCUUUCAGCUCCAGAAAAGCUGGACCGAAUUGGCGCCUACCUCUCCGAGAGGCUCAUCCGCGAUGUGGGCCGUCAUCGAUAUGGGUACGUGUGUAUCGCCAUGGAGGCCCUGGACCAGCUGCUCAUGGCCUGCCACUGUCAGAGCAUCAACCUCUUCGUGGAGAGUUUCCUUAAGAUGGUGGCCAAGCUACUGGAGUCGGAGAAGCCCAACCUGCAGAUCCUCGGCACCAACUCGUUUGUGAAGUUUGCCAACAUCGAGGAGGACACGCCAUCCUAUCACCGGAGCUAUGACUUCUUUGUGUCCCGCUUCAGUGAAAUGUGCCACUCCAGCCACGAUGACAUGGAGAUCAAGACUAAAAUCAGAAUGUCCGGUAUCAAAGGUCUGCAAGGGGUGGUGAGGAAGACGGUGAACGAUGAAUUGCAGGCCAAUAUCUGGGACCCACAGCACAUGGACAAAAUUGUCCCGUCACUGCUUUUCAAUCUGCAGCACGUAGAGGAGGCAGAGAGCCGCUCCCCCUCACCCCUCCAAGCACCAGAAAAAGAGAAAGAGAACCCAGCAGAGCUGGCCGAGAGGUGCCUGCGGGAACUGCUGGGCCGGGCCGCCUUUGGCAACAUCAAAAAUGCCAUCAAGCCUGUUCUCAUCCAUCUAGACAACCACUCUCUUUGGGAACCCAAGGUGUUUGCCAUCCGUUGCUUUAAAAUCAUCAUGUACUCGAUUCAGCCGCAGCACUCCCACCUGGUUAUCCAGCAGCUCCUGAGCCACCUGGAUGCCAACAGCCGCAGCGCGGCCACGGUGCGGGCGGGCAUCGUGGAGGUCCUGUCGGAAGCUGCCGUCAUCGCCGCCACCGGCUCUGUCGGGCCCACGGUGCUGGAGAUGUUCAACACUCUGCUGAGGCAGCUGCGGCUCAGCAUCGACUACGCCCUGACUGGGAGCUACGACGGGGCCAUCAGCCUGGGCACCAAGAUCAUCAAGGAGCACGAAGAGCGCAUGUUCCAGGAGGCUGUCAUCAAGACCAUAGGCUCCUUUGCCAGCACGUUGCCCACUUACCAGCGCUCCGAGGUGAUCCUCUUCAUCAUGAGCAAGGUCCCACUGCCUUCCCUGCACCAUACCAUCGAGACAGGGAAGACGGGAGAGAACAGGAACCGGCUGACUCAGAUUAUGCUGCUGAAAUCCCUCCUUCAGGUGUCCACAGGUUUCCAGUGCAACAACAUGAUGUCAGCCCUGCCCAGCAACUUCCUCGACCGCCUUCUCUCCACCGCCCUCAUGGAGGACGCAGAAAUCCGUCUCUUUGUUCUAGAGAUUCUCAUCAGCUUCAUUGAUCGUCAUGGCAACCGCCACAAGUUUUCUACCAUCAGUACCCUCAGCGACAUCUCUGUCCUGAAGCUCAAAGUGGACAAGUGCUCCCGGCAGGACACCGUCUUCAUGAAGAAGCACUCCCAGCAGCUCUACAGACACAUCUACCUGAGCUGUAAGGAGGAGACGAACAUACAGAAGCACUACGAGGCGCUCUACAGCUUGCUGGUGCUCAUCAGCAUUGAGCUGGCCAAUGAGGAAGUGGUUGUAGACCUCAUCCGCCUGGUGCUGGCUGUUCAGGACGUGGCCCAGGUCAAUGAGGAGAACCUGCCUGUGUACAACCGCUGUGCCCUGUACGCACUGGGCGCUGCCUACCUGAACCUCAUCAGCCAGCUCACAACGGUCCCUGCCUUCUGCCAGCACAUCCAUGAGGUGAUAGAGACCAGGAAGAAAGAGGCUCCGUACAUGCUUCCUGAGGACGUGUUUGUGGAGAGGCCUAGGUUGUCUCAGAACCUUGACGGAGCAGUGAUUGAGCUCCUCUUCCGCCAGAGCAAGAUCAGUGAGGUCCUGGGGGGCAGCGGCUACAACUCAGACAGGCUCUGCCUGCCCUACAUCCCUCAGCUGACAGAUGAGGAUCGCUUAUCCAAGAGGAAGAGCAUUGGAGAAACCAUUUCCCUGCAGGUAGAGGUGGAGUCCAGGAACAGCCCAGAGAAGGAGGAGCGAGUGCCUGCCGAGGAGAUCACCUAUGAGACGCUGAAGAAGGCCAUCGUGGACAGCGUGGCAGUCGAGGAGCAGGAACGCGAACGGCGGCGACAGGUGGUCGAGAAGUUCCAGAAGGCACCCUUUGAGGAGAUUGCGGCACACUGUGGGGCCCGGGCAUCACUGCUGCAGAGCAAACUCAAUCAGAUCUUUGAAAUCACCAUCCGCCCCCCGCCGAGCCCAUCAGGCACUGUCACCGCAGCCUAUGGCCAGCCUCAGAACCACUCCAUUCCUGUCUACGAGAUGAAGUUUCCGGAUCUGUGCGUAUACUGAAUUCCAAAAGACAGAGCUCCUCGGAGGGGUGGGGUCUGAGGGAGGGGUUCUCCCUCACAGCCCACCACUGGGACAUGGGAAUCGAACUGGGAGCUCAGAGAAAAAGCACCUUGGCUGGCAAGCACCUCCCCAGCUAAGCAAAAUGGAGUGUAGGGAGCCCCUCUCGGCCUCCCACUUCCUCCCUGUCUUCCCUAAGGGAGACCAGCCCCUGCCCCUCUGGGGCCAGAAGCCCCCCACCUGCCCUUUGUUUCCUCCUUUGUGUCAGCAGGAGCCCGAACCGUGGGGGUCUUCAGAGGGAGGCUAGAGUCUCAAGAAGAUCCUGCUUGGUGUGGUGCGGCAAGGGCUUUCAUGGGGAUGGGUCUGGGGGCAGAGCUGCCAGUCCCCCAGGAGGGAACUGGACAGAGACAGGGCCCAUCAGAGGAAAGCACAGACUGCUGUCUGGAGGAAGCAGGGCAGAGCUCCCAGCUCCUCUUGGGAAGUGGUGGCACAUGAGGCUGGAAGAUGGCUGCUCUCCUCAGAAUAGUUCCUCCCCUCAGCCUCUGGGUGUCCCUUCCACUCUUCUGCUCACCCCACCAGUUGUGUCCUUGUGAAUCUUUCUAGAUUAGUUCAUAUUGAGCCCUUACAAUGGGCACUGCAGUAGGAACACCACCUGGGGCAGGAAAGGGUGAAAAUGGAGGGCGGGCACCUGGCCGCACAGUGGGCUGGCUGUCCCCAGGCCGGGCCUGCCUCCAGAGAGGAGAGGGCAGAAGUGGGCAAGGCCACGUCCCUCUGUGGCAUCUUCUCACCCCCUUCAUUCAAAGGGAGCUCGUUGAGUCUGCCUGUGAUUCUCUCCCUUCUGGAUGCUUCUCUGAGUUGAGCCUUCUCUCUUUGAUGCCUUUCUUCCUGAGGAUCCUAGCAUGUUCCUACAGCCUCUCGGUCGAAGAAGGGCAGAACGAGAUGAUCUGGCUCUGCAUGGCGCCAGAGGAACCACAGGGCCCCCAGGCCUGCCCACAUCCCUUCCUUUGGGAGAAGCUCCCAGUCUGGUCUGGGGAAGGGGUGGGGAAGGGGGCUAGAAGGGGUAGCGCUUUGCAUCUCGAGGGUGUCAGAAGUCAACCUUGUGGAUAUUUCAUGCAAGAAAAGAAGGAUCCAGCACCUGAUACUGGAACAAUCUCUCUACUCUCUGGACAAAGUCAAGACAUCACUGUCAGCAGGCAAACUUCAGACUUGGGGAGAGGCAGCGGAGACCCCUUUGGGUUCUGGGUUUCCAUUUUCCCUGAGUGCCAUCUGUGUGCAGAGGAGGGGCUCCCCGCCUCCCCCUCCCGCCCCCCUCCCGGGGCCGCCUCCAGCAGCAGAACCCCAUGGUCCAAAAUAGCCCUUUUCUCCUCUCCCAGGCAAACUCCCCUAACUUUUCUGAGCUGAUGUGACUCCCAGUAAGGUGUGAAUGGUCAGAGGAUCCCUCCCUGGAGAAUCUGUUUUUUAAAAAGAGGGAGGUUGAGUAGAUUUCUUGACCUGAAGGAAACCGUUUUUAGGGUACAAUUUUAGGCAGUGUGGGGAAGGGUCAGAAGCUGGAUAUUUCUGCUAAGGGGAGGGCAAGCUUCUUGUGACACUCUCUGGUCACACCCAUGCACGCAGCCCUGCACGGACACGGGAUGAAAACCUGAUUCUUAGGACAAAUCGGUGUAUUUUCCCAAACUGGGAAAACCUUAACAUAUGCACUUUCCCAUUACAUGUGCAAUAAACGUUUGGAUGGGGUGGGGGGGGCUAUGAGACUCUCGUUCCUGUAGUUUCUGCCCUUGGUCGGUGUCUCUGUGCUGUGGGACUAUGGCUUCCUGACAGCCUGCACGAUUACAAGGCCCAGGGAGCCUGGCUCCUGCUCCCCACCCACACUCCACCCCUGCAGCUCUUGGCUUAGUUCUGUGGCUCUUGGCUAAUGCUCAACCCAAAUUUAUAAGCAUGAACUUAGAUUUCUCUUUAUCUUACUCUCUCGUUCUUAAGAAACAAAGUUCAAAAUAAAAUUUGAAAGCAAAUAACCUUUGGAAGAAAUUUGAGAGAAAAAUCUCAAUCUUGAGCCACAAACAUGUCUUCCCUUACCAGAUCUUUCCAUCUUUGCCCCCUACGUGGCUUUGAUGAGAAACCUGGUGUCUUCCUCGUGUCUCCUCGACUUGAGGGUCUACCCCGUGUCAGCUGCACCCUGAGCACUGCCCUCUGGGGUCCUGGUCCUGGGGCAUGGGCGUCGUGGCCCUGGAGGCUCUUUCUUGAGCCACCACCAGAACCAGAGAUGGGUUGGCCACUCAGAUGCCUCGCCCUGGGAACAGAGUGAAGGAAAGAUACGGGGCUCCCCUUCUUCUGCACCCGAACCUGUAUCUGUCUGAAGCAGCUCUUUCUUACAUCACGGCUGCCUAGCAAAGAUGUGCUUCUUUUGGAGAACUCACCAUUUCUUGAGGGCUCUCUUCUCAGUUUCGGUUUAAAAACUUACACUCAGUAGAAUAUUGGAUUGCCUGCUGACAUGAAAUAGAUCCCAGACUCUAGCCAAAUAUGCCUCAGAGUCAGAAAGUGUAAGGUGACUGUUAAGUCAAACAAUUACCGGUCAACUCAGCAGCGUCCUUCACACACACACACACACACACACACACACACACACACAUGCACGCACGCACACACACACACGUGCACGCACGCACACAGCCCCUUCCUGCAAGCCGAAGAAGAGAGGCAUACAGGGUGUGGGAGGCUCCCGGACCCUUGGCUUAGAGUCACUACUUACUGCCUUCCAAGCCCUCUGGCUUCUGGCAGCCCUUUGUCACAUGAAGGACCCUUUUUGCCACCUGUCUCUGUUUUGAUUGUGAGCCAGCAAGCCCAUCCAAACCAGCUGCUCCCCAGAGCCACUGAGGGCUCUUGCUUCAUGGCCAAGGGGUAGGUUUGGUUAGCAUUCUGUUGGCAGAACUUAAGGCAUGAAUGUAUUUGAGAUUUGGAAGUUCUAUUAAUGUGGAUGAGUCCUGUAAGUGGGUAAGAAGCCGGUCACAGAUGCCGGAGGCUCCUUGUUUUCCUUGCAGUGGGGGCUCCAGUGCCCUGCACCUGUUCCCAUUUUCCUCUCUCUGAAAAGUAGAGAUAAGUGGUUUCUUGACUCCUAGAUGCCUCCUCACCAAAGAAGGAGCCCAAGCAGGUGAGAAGAAUUAGAAAAGGACGCUGUCCUCUGUCCAGCCGCCUAUACAAGUAUAGACAGAUGAGUGCUGAAAAGGUGGGGCUGGGACCAUCCACAGUGCUUGAGAAGCACAUGGGUCGUAUAUACGCUGCCCUUUGCCCUGGGCGUGCUGGGCCCCCUAGGACAUGUUUCGGUUGGCCUGAGAAUCACAGCAGUCUUGGGGUACUGUUAAACAGCUCAAAGGCCAGACCUCUGGGCUUCUCUGGGGGCCCCUGGGUCAUGAUAGUUUCCGGUCGCUUAUUGCGUGGUCCCUAGACCUUCUGACGUGGGCACAGAGAGUGUCACUUGGAAGUGAGGCCAUUUCUCCCAAUCCCUCUCUGUGACCAUAAAAUGGCUUCUGGGGGUCUGUGCGAAAGGACUAGACCUGUGUGUAAGGCUGAGUAUGAAGUUUAAAGGUAGACAGGGAGGACAGGUCAUGUCUGCUUCCCCUAACCCACAGACCCUGGCAGGCAGAUCCUGCUGAAACAAGGCGUCUUCCUGGUGUCUGAGGAGGUUUAGGGCCAUGUGCUGCUUCUUCAUCCCCUAGAAAUCUUCUGGUUAGAGUGACCUGAGGUCUGAAGAUUAUGGAAGCCUGGUCACUCUGGGCCGGGCCAGCUGGGGAAGAGGGGAGAAGGCAGGGACUGCGAGCAGGGCUCUGUGGCUUGUUGGAGUCGGAAGGCAGUUUUCUGUGCUCUCCUUUAGCAUCAGCGGGGUUGGUCAGGUUUUUUCUCCUUCGGAGGACUUUGGGGUCUCAGGCCAUCACCUUCCCCUUCUGAGCUCAUGAAUGUCGAUUCUGGCCUGUGGAGUGCAGAGCGGUAAAUCCACAAAUGCUGCAGCAUUACACAUAUUGUAACGUGUCUGUGUCUGUUUAGACCUUCAUGACCUGGCUGAGAGUGUUAUGUGCCCACUCGCACACGUGUGUGUAACGGAGCUCACAGUUGACAAUAUAUGUACAUAACAGCGGAAUUAUUUAUAUGGGAGUGCAGAAUUAGUGCCUGUGGCAGUGUCCUGUAUUUUAAACUCAUUGAAUCAAAUUAGUUUUAUUUUAAGGAAGGGGAAAGAGGAUUGGGGUUGGGGGGAUCAUAGGAAGAAGGACUCUUAGCAAGAUCGUUCUUUAGGAUUAUUAGUCAUGGUUUCUCAAUGAGUCUUCAUGAUGCCCUUUUCAAAUAAAUGUUAAUGUUGUCACCA